Messenger RNA from Debaryomyces hansenii CBS767, 1245 nucleotides. RefSeq lists its product as uncharacterized. The transcript has 2 exons. The coding region runs from base 1 to 1245 and encodes 414 amino acids. Gene Ontology annotation, cellular component: actin cortical patch. Lineage: Eukaryota; Fungi; Ascomycota; Pichiomycetes; Serinales; Debaryomycetaceae. Gene Ontology annotation, biological process: actin cortical patch localization; actin filament bundle assembly. The record is from RefSeq and is a predicted model, not a curated record. Gene Ontology annotation, molecular function: actin filament binding; phosphatidylinositol binding.
AUGGGACUUAAUAAUCCAAUACCAAGAAGUUUGAAAAGUGAAUCAAAGAAAGCUGCUAAAGUCCUUGCUUCAUUUGUAAAGCCUAAUCAAUUUGCUGGGGCAGACCAAGUCAUUCCCCCAAACGUUUUGAAAAAUGCUAAAGGAUUGGCAAUUAUUACUGUAUUGAAAGCAGGAUUCUUGUUUUCUGGUAGAGCUGGUUCUGGUGUUAUAGUUGCCAGGCUUCCAGAUGGUAGUUGGUCGGCGCCAUCAGCGAUUGUCACAGCCGGAGCUGGGGUUGGGGGACAAAUUGGUGCCGAGAUCACUGAUUUUGUCUUCAUUUUAAAUAAUAAGGCUGCUGUCGACUCGUUUGCCCAAAUGGGAUCAAUUACAUUAGGGGCUAACGUUUCAGUGGCUGCCGGUCCAUUGGGAAGAAAUGCCGAAGGUGCAGGUACUGCUUCGUUAAAAAGUGCCUCAGCUGUAUUCGCAUAUUCCAAAACCAAGGGUUUGUUUGCAGGUGUAUCGUUGGAAGGUUCUGCGAUUGUUGAGAGAAGAGAGGCGAAUAGAAAAUUUUAUGGUAAUAAAUGUAAGGCCAGAACUAUUUUGGCGGGCAAUGUUGAACCACCACCAGCAUGUGACACAUUGAUGAGAGUCUUAGAUUCUAAGGCUUUCAACAACAGAUUGCCAUAUGAUGAAGAUGAAUUUUACAACGAUGAUUACUAUGAUGAUAUUCCAGAUGAAUUCUCUGACACUACGUCGGCCUCAGGAUCAAGAAGAGGUGUUGGGGUUGGACGUUCAAGAAGAUAUUCAGAUGACUACGGACAUUCCGAUGAUGAUUAUUCUGAUGAGGACGAUAGUUAUAGAAGAAGUGGUUCUGGUGGGGGGCGUAACAGACAACUGUCGAAUAGCAAUGGUAGACGCUCGGCAUGGGAAGAUGACAUUUAUGAUUCCACAGGUUCAAGCAGAAGACGAAAUAACAGUGAUGUAGACAACCUAAAUUCGGCGUUCAGUAACUCUCGUCUAACAGGUAGUGGUCCUUCAAGGCCUCCAACAUCUAGUAAACCAAAUUUUGGGGGAGCUACAAAGACGAAUGCCAAUCAAGCAAUUGCCUUAUAUACAUUUAAAGGAGAACAAAAUGGUGACUUACCAUUUAAAAAAGGUGAUGUUAUUGACAUUGUUAAGAAGUCAGAAACGUCUAAUGAUUGGUGGACUGGAAGAAACAAUGGUGCUGUUGGUAUAUUUCCUGCUAAUUACGUUGAAUUAAUUUAG